AUGGCUCUCGAGAAGGAGGCAAAGCGCAUGGCUGCAGAGUUCGAGUACUCUAAAGAUGAUCUCAAUAGAGGGGUACAGCAUUUCAUGACAGAGAUGAGAGAGGGACUCGGGAAAACAGGAGGUCAUAUCAGUCAAAUUCCUACAUAUGUGACCGCGGUUCCCAAUGGCACUGAAAAAGGAACAUUCUUAGCAGUCGAUCUUGGUGGCACAAACUUUCGCGUUUGCUCGAUUACCUUACACGGCAAUCACACCUUCUCCUUAACUCAGUCAAAGGUAGCAGUUCCUCGAACAUUGAUGGAAACGCAGGUUGCUGCUGAGCUUUUCAGCUUUCUGGCGAAGCAGAUUGAGAAUUUUCUAAAAACUCAUCACAACGACCACUUCGAAACACAUAAAGCCAAACCUGGACAAGUCGCAUAUUUCGACCUAGGCUUCACGUUCAGCUUCCCUGUUGAGCAAGUUGGAAUCAACAAAGGAGCACUGGUUCGAUGGACGAAAGGAUUCUCCAUUCAAGAGGCUAUUGGUAAAGACGUUUGCGAGCUUUUGCAGAAGGAAAUCGAUGCGCUGAAUCUGCCAGUCAAAGUAUCCGCACUGGUCAACGAUACCGUGGGAACUCUGAUGGCCCGCUCGUAUACCUCACCUGGAAAAGAAUCGACACUUAUCGGCGCCAUUUUCGGAACGGGCACCAACGGCGCUUACGUGGAACGACUUUCGAACAUCAAGAAGAUGAAAGAUAUUGACGAGAAACAAGGGGGCGCGAACUAUGACACAACUACAGGUCUUAUGGUCAUCAAUACAGAGUGGGGUAGCUUCGACAAUGCUCUGAAGAUCUUGCCAGACACACCAUAUGAUCGAGCGUUAGACAAGGAGUCCAACAAUCCCGGUAUACAAAUGUUCGAGAAACGAGUGUCUGGCAUGUUCCUUGGUGAGAUCCUUCGAAGGGCCAUGCUAGCUUUACACAACUCCGACAACUCAAAUGCAUCGUUUCUGAAAGAUAAGACUUCCGCUGACAACGAUUUGACCACUACAACCGUGAUCGAGCCAGAUAGUGCGCUGUUUAAACAGUGGGGAAUAGACACGUCUUUCCUGUCGAUAGUGGAGGAGGAUCAGUCUGACCACUUGCGAAUCACAAAGCAAGUGUUGGAGAAGGACUUGGGUAUACAAGCCGCUGCUACUGAAGACGCGAUUGCAAUCAAGAUGCUAGUACAUGCAGUCGGUAAGCGGGCUGCGCGAUUGGCGGCGGUAGCACUGGGUGCGGUCAUUCUCGAGACCAAGAGGCUCGAAACGGAUGGGUUUGUCGACAUAGGAGUCGAUGGAAGUUUGGUCGAGUAUUAUCCUGGAUUCGAAGAUUACAUUAGGGAAGCCUUCAGGGAGACACAAGGUAUUGGUGAGGAAGGUGAAAAGAAGAUCCGUAUUGGCUUGGCCAAGGAUGGCAGUGGUUUGGGCGCUGCGCUGAUUGCAUUGACGGCCCACGAUGCUGAAAAGCCAUAG
Lithohypha guttulata is the source of this 1488-nucleotide messenger RNA. Its product is annotated as glucokinase. Gene Ontology annotation, cellular component: cytosol; mitochondrion. Bases 1 to 1488 code for a protein of 495 amino acids. Lineage: Eukaryota; Fungi; Ascomycota; Eurotiomycetes; Chaetothyriales; Trichomeriaceae. Gene Ontology annotation, molecular function: fructokinase activity; glucokinase activity; D-glucose binding. Gene Ontology annotation, biological process: glycolytic process; glucose 6-phosphate metabolic process; carbohydrate phosphorylation. The record is from RefSeq and is a predicted model, not a curated record. The transcript is spliced from 2 exons.